Messenger RNA from Nylanderia fulva, 1158 nucleotides. RefSeq lists its product as uncharacterized. NCBI's taxonomy places the organism in Eukaryota, Metazoa, Arthropoda, Insecta, Hymenoptera, Formicidae. Gene Ontology annotation, biological process: DNA integration. Gene Ontology annotation, molecular function: nucleic acid binding. The record is from RefSeq and is a predicted model, not a curated record.
AUGAUUAUUUCAUAUACUCAUAUCGUUUCUCUUCAUACCGGCAUUCAAGCUACACUCUCAAAAUUACGACAACAGUAUUGGAUUAUCAAAGCUCGAAGUUUAGUCAAAUCAAUUAUUUACAAGUGCGUUAAAUGCACACGGGAGAAGGCUCAAGUAGCUAAUCAAAUGAUGGGCCAACUUCCCAAUAGUCGCGUAUCAGCACCCACUCGGGCAUUCUCGCACAGCGGUGUCGAUUACGCUGGCCCCGUACUCACACGCGCAUCAGCUGGUCGAGGAAUCGCCUCUCGAAAAUCUUAUAUAGCAAUUUUUAUUUGUCUAGCAACUCGUGCUAUUCACUUGGAGCUAGUCAGCGAGUAUUCCACCUCCACCUUUCUGAAUGCAUUUCAACGAUUUUGCGCCAGGAGAGGUUUACCCGAAGUCAUGUAUUCGGACAAUGGCACCACUUUCACAGGAGCCGAUCGAGAAUUAGCACAAGCCUUUCGAGAUGCGCAACGCGAUUCCAAUUUUCUUAAUCUUAUCGCUUCAGACAAUAUACAUUGGAAAUUCAUUCCCCCUCACGCGCCCCAUUUCGGAGGGCUCUGGGAAGCUGGUGUCAAAAGCGUCAAAUAUCAUCUUCGUUGCGUGUUAGGGUCACAUACUUUAACUUUCGAGGAGUUCACAACUCUACUAUGUCGAAUUGAAGCUUGCUUAAACUCCAGGCCUCUCUCUCCACUCACUGAUUCAUUGGAAGAUUACGAAAUUCUCACUCCAGGUCAUUUUUUCAUCGGCUCAGCACUCACUACCAAUCCCGAGCCUUCCAUUCUGCACCUUAAUGAAAACAGAUUGUCGCGAUGGCAGUUAUUACGGCAGAUAACGGAACGCUUUUGGAGGUUGUGGCAAACCGAUUACAUUAACACCCUUCAACAAAAAACAAAAUGGCGUAAAGAAAAACCGUCAAUUCAAAUUGGUUCGUUGGUUUUAAUUCAGAAUCCGUUACUCCCUCCAUGCAAAUGGGAAUUAGGACGUGUCAUUCAAUGUCAUCCAGGCUCUGACGGAUUAACGCGAGUUGUCUCAAUCAAGACUGCAAGCUCAGAAUAUAAGCGACCGAUCACGAAGAUAUGCUUACUUCCGAUAGAAGUUAAGUCCAGCGAACAAGUCUCGAGUCCCAUCGCACUGUAA